Messenger RNA from Oncorhynchus gorbuscha (pink salmon), 303 nucleotides. Its product is annotated as costars family protein ABRACL-like. The transcript is spliced from 3 exons. Bases 1 to 303 code for a protein of 100 amino acids. Gene Ontology annotation, biological process: regulation of actin filament-based process. NCBI's taxonomy places the organism in Eukaryota, Metazoa, Chordata, Actinopteri, Salmoniformes, Salmonidae. The record is from RefSeq and is a predicted model, not a curated record.
AUGACGGUUCACCAUGAAGUAUCUCUGCUUAUUGUAGAGAUCCAACUGUUUGCCAGUAAAAAUUCAGAUGGACAAACUAGUGCCAAAUGUGGUGUUCUGUUCAAUGCCUAUAAGUGCACCAAUAUCUUUGAGGCUUUGGUUGUGAGGGCUGUCAAGAGGAAAAAGAUCAUUGCAUUUGUAGGGGAGCUGCUCCUGCAAGGUGUCCAUGACAGUGUUGAUAACCAUCAGCUUCAUUCUUCAAUGGGUCGAGGGGCGGGGCCAUGUUUCGUCAUGGAGGCAGGAGGAAAACAGAACAGCGCCUGA